Molecule: messenger RNA, 204 nt
Organism: Protopolystoma xenopodis
Lineage: Eukaryota; Metazoa; Platyhelminthes; Monogenea; Polystomatidea; Polystomatidae
Source: the annotation of a GenBank genome assembly
AACUGCUUCUUUAUUCUUUCAGCUGAUCCAAGUGAGCCUGUCUCUGUUCAAACUGGUGACAAAAUGUCCGUUAAAGAGGGUCGUACUUUAAUUCUUAAAUGCCGAGUCAAGGGUCGACCAACGCCCAAGAUACACUGGUAUCGCAAUGGCCAUAUGAUCGUUGGAGAAAAAGAUUCAAAUAUGGAGGUUAUCACAACAGAGUAA